Molecule: messenger RNA, 1714 nt
Organism: Asterias rubens (European starfish)
Lineage: Eukaryota; Metazoa; Echinodermata; Asteroidea; Forcipulatida; Asteriidae
Product: FGFR1 oncogene partner-like
Exons: 14
Coding region: 1-1500 (499 amino acids)
Biological process (GO): microtubule anchoring
Cellular component (GO): centrosome
Molecular function (GO): calcium ion binding
Source: RefSeq, a predicted model, not a curated record
AUGUCGGCGGACGAAGACACAGAAUUGAGGGACUUGGUCGCCCAAACUCUUGAAAGUAGCGGUGUUUUGGGAAAAAUAAGGGCGGAGCUGAGAGCAAGUGUUUUCCUUGCACUAGAAGAACAAGAUGCUGUACAGAACAAAACACCGUUCAUCAAUCAAGACCUCAAAAAAUUCCUCUCGACAAAAGAAGGGUUUUUAAUCGCUUCCUUGGUCCAAGAAUUUCUGGAGCACUUUCGCUUGGACUUCACUCUUGCCGUCUUCAACCCAGAAACAAAUUUUGGAGAGAAAUACGAAGGAAGAGAAACCCUCUCCAAGGAUCUUGACAUCGUUGAUUCCGACAAGUCAAGGGGGAAACCUCUCCUCUGUGAGCUGCUGAAACGAGCCAAUGAACAAUCCAGUAGAACCUCACGGCCAAGGGCAAACUCCAGAACCGAGGAAAUUGCCAUACCAAAGGAUCUGACUGCGGUACAAAUUGCCGAUGCAAAAGAGAAGUUUGAAUACUAUGAUAAGGACAAAAGUGGCUCCAUUGACAAGGAUGAGCUGAGGAGCUUGUUUAUUGAUAUGUUCCCACACUUCCACAGGAAUAUGUUAGAGCGAUAUGUGAACGAUGAAUUCAGAGCUGGGGACAGUGACUUCAGUAGUUGUAUUGACUUUGAUGAGUUUCUGGGCAUGUAUCGUCGCUUGUUUGUUGUUUGUCGUUCGGUCGUUUCCAACGACGUCUCAGAGAUUCUACCUCAGUCCCAGAGAAGACUCAAUGAUUCCAUCAAGACCAACAUCAACUUGAAACCGAUAAGCGUCGGCCAGAGCAACAAUUUCAACAAGAAAGAUGGCCCAGGCGCUCAAAAUCUUCCUUCCUUUACUGAGAAAUCAGAGCUGAGGAAACCGAUUGCACAUCUUCAGAGGUCCCUCUCUGCUGGUAGUGAGGGUAGUGAAGACUCAUUCUUCGAUGAGGUACCAUCUCCAGGGAGGAAGCCUCCUUCAUAUAGCUUGAAGUCAAAAAGGGAGAGUCCUCCACAGUCACCCCCAAAAACACCACCCCCGAAAGCAAGUGGUUUGUCCUCCUUGCUCAAUGCUCCAUCACUCACUGGAAGUGGGAUGGGAUCUCUGGCAGGGGCUCCAUCAUUAUCAGGAAAGGGAGGUGCUAAAGAUGCCCAAAGCCCAGACUGGAAGGACCUGAAGGCGUUGGACAACAAGCUGGACAAGAUGAGUUUUGAUCUCUCUAAGAGCGAAGGCAGUGAGGAUUACGAAGAUGAUUUCCAGAGUUCUCAAGACAGCCAAAGCGUGACUCACUCAAGGGGUCAGAAGAGCCAGAAAAGCAACGAGGGAAACAGCAUCAGCGAAGAUAUCAGUGAAGAUAUUCAAGAAGAAAUUGAUAUUUCCGGGGACGAUGACUUCCUCGCAAGCAGUCAAGAAAAAUUUGAUGAAUUGACGACAGAUCGGUCAGUGUCUCAGCUCAGUGGACACUUUGAUUAUACUGAAGACGCUCAACUUGAAUUCUAGGAGGGUUUGACCGAGAAGUCGUUUCAAGAUGAGCUUGCAAUGGUAAACCUUUCUUCAGACAAAAAAAUAUCUUCUUUUUUUCUUUAAAAGGCAGUGGACACUAUUGGUAAUUACUCGAAACACAUAUUACCAUAAACACUUACUUUUUAACGGUCAAUGGAGAGCUGUUGAUAGUAUGAAACAUUGUGAUAAACAGCUCCCUCUGAAGUAAUGU